Molecule: messenger RNA, 2028 nt
Organism: Cricetulus griseus (Chinese hamster)
Lineage: Eukaryota; Metazoa; Chordata; Mammalia; Rodentia; Cricetidae
Source: RefSeq, a predicted model, not a curated record
ACUGGACCUCUCCUUCAGACAUGCUGUGCACCGAAGAGGUACACGGCAGGGCACUGGUCCCUGACAAGGCCUGGAGUGUUCUACAUCGGCCGGGAGGAUGGGUACGUGGACAUCUGGGACCUCCUGGAGAAAACCCAUGAGCCAGCACAGUCCCAGAACAUCUGCAUCACCAUGAUCACCUACAUCAAACCCUGGACCUUCUCCUCUAAGCAGCAGUUUAUAGCCAUAGCUGACUAUUAUGGGACUCUGCAUAUCUUAGAAAUUCCCUGGACGUUAAGUCGCCCUUCCUUUAAUGAGGUAUCGAGCGUGAACUACUACUUUGAAAGAGAAGUCAAGCAUCUGGACUAUGUCCAGCAGCGCAAGCUCAUCCGUGAGGAAGAAAAGAGAGAAAUAGCCCUGGAACUGGCAAAGAAGAAAGCUGUGAGUGAAAUUUCGGGAAGGAGAGCUGUCUUCUGCUCCUCCCAGUGGGAAAGAGUCGCUGGGCUCAUCCCACUGAGUCCUGUGCGCUCCGCCCUCGGCUCUCUGCUUUGCCUCAGAAGAUAAAGCGGGCAUUUCUUUGAUUUCCUAGACCACCACGAGGUGGUCUACCUGUUGAGCAUAGAUGGAGAUUCUAUCCCAUUUUCAUCUAUUAUUGCAUGUGGGCAGGUACCCGGUGGUAAGGCUGUAUACACUGCUCACAUACGGGGAGGUCAGAGGACAAUUUAUGGGAUUCAGUGCUCUUAUCAUGAAAGUCUCAUGGAAGGAAUUCAGGUCACCAUGCCCACUGAGCCAGCUCACCAGCCCUGAUGCACAGUAAGAUUCUGACCAAGUCAUCUUUCUGUAAUUGACUAUAGUUCUAAAAUCCUUUCCUGUAGAUACAAGGUCCACAGGUAAGUGCUAACAUUGCAUGGAAUUUCCAUGUUUGGGGAGCGUUGCAUUGAAACAGGUCAUACAAAAGUCAAGACAUGAGUUCAUGGCUGAGCUUUGGUUGUCUUGUCUGGAAAACGGGAAUGCCAACAGCCACCUCUGCUGAUCGCUAGAAGGCUUUCCGCUAAAUAACUUGGCCACUGACACCAAAAGAUUGUUCCGCUAACUAUGGUAGCAGAGAGAUAAGAGAGGUAUGUUUUAUCACACUGUGAUACUCUUGAAACAAAGAAGCAGAGAGCAUGCCCGUCUUCCAUGCAGACAACAGGUACUCCUCAAGCCCACACUCCUCUUUCUCAGCCCUUCUCCGAGGGACAGGAACUCUAGGACUGGCUUUCUUUCAUACACCAGAACUGGGGACUUUGAAAGGUGCUAUAAACUGCUCUUCUCCUGUUCCCACUGGAGUUGUCCGGGUCUGUAACCAUGUCUCUUGUUGGCUUGUCUCCUCCCUUGCCUCUUUGUCACCACAGUUUCCUCACUGGUCUCUUCACAGCCAAGCACAUAGUAUUCUCCGAAGUCAUUUUCUAGGUGAGAUCCCAGGUCUCUGGGAAAAGCAACAGUGGGCGGCUACUGUGAUGCUCUGCACACGACACUCAUUCAUAGACACACACACAGCCACACAACCAAAAAGGAGGGCUCAUUUCCAAAAGCCACCCUUGGUCGUGACAACAUGUACAGCAAUCCCAGCAAAUUGACUUUCUGUCUAGUCCCACUGUAACAAAUGAAUUGGUGGUGGCUUUUUUUUUUUUUUUUUUGAACACUCUUUCAUGGGAGACACUGUGUCACCCUCUACCCCAACAGUUAGCACCCUGCCCUCCAGUCCACAUAAGGAAAGCAGGACACUCGCUGCACCCACUGGUCAGGAAAGACCAGAGGAGGAGUUUGCUCAUGGGUCCCCAGCAGUUCUCCAGCAGCAGUUCCCACCCCUUCCAUAGGGCUGCCUAAGGCUAUUGGAAAACACAGAUAUUUACAUUACAAUGCAACAUUACGGUUGAGGUAACAACAAAGAUAAUUUUACAGUUGGGGGGGGGGCUCACCACACAUGGGGAACUGCAUUGAAGGGUUGCAGCAUUAGGAAAGUUGAGAACCACUGCUCUAGAGAGAGGCGACAGAGGGCAGGCUGCU